Molecule: messenger RNA, 1566 nt
Organism: Colletotrichum navitas
Lineage: Eukaryota; Fungi; Ascomycota; Sordariomycetes; Glomerellales; Glomerellaceae
Product: nucleosome assembly protein
Exons: 6
Coding region: 103-1269 (388 amino acids)
Biological process (GO): nucleosome assembly
Cellular component (GO): chromatin; nucleus
Molecular function (GO): histone binding; chromatin binding
Source: RefSeq, a predicted model, not a curated record
ACCUCAACCCCCCCAAAUCAGCCUGGGAAUUUUUCAUCCCCCGCCUCUCACAACAUCACCCUAUUCCUCUCAACCACGAGAAAGACGAGUCGAACGCACAUCAUGGCUGAGCCUAUUCGCAACAAGCGCCUCGAUCCGGCUACUGCGCCCACGCCGCAGAACACCCCUCUUCAGAAUGCACCCAUCUCUUCGCAUGCCCAGCAGCCUGGCGUUGCCAGCAUCAAGGAGGAGGACUUUGACCGCGCCGCUGCCGCCUCAAUCUUCGCCCAGAACCCUAAGCUCGUCCAGAUGAUUCAGGGAAGACUUGGAUCCCUCGUCGGCCGAUCCUCCGGUUACAUCGAGUCGCUGCCACCCCAAGUGCGCCGUCGCGUUGCCGGCCUGAAGGGUAUCCAGAAGGAGCACUCCAAGCUCGAGGCCGAGUUCCAAGAGGAGGUUCUCCAACUUGAGAAGAAGUACUUUGCCAAGUUCACUCCUCUCUAUGAGAAGCGUGCCAAGAUCGUUAAUGGAGGCUCUGAGCCAUCCGAGGAGGAGAUCAAGGCCGGUGAGGAGGACGAUGAGUCAUCCGAGCCUGUCUCUGGUAUCCCUGAGUUCUGGUUGUCUGCCAUGAAGAACCAGAUCUCCCUUGCCGAGAUGAUUACCGACCGUGACGAGGCCGCCCUCAAGCACCUUAUCGACAUUAGGAUGGAAUACCUCGAUAAGCCCGGUUUCCGCCUCAUCUUCGAGUUCGCCGAAAACGAGUUCUUCACGAACAAGACCAUCACCAAGACCUACUUCUACCAGAACGAGAGCGGUUACGGCGGCGACUUCAUUUACGACCACGCUGAGGGUGACAAGAUUGAGUGGAAGGAGGGCAAGGAUCUGACGGUCAGAGUCGAGAGCAAGAAGCAGAGAAACAAGAACACCAAGCAGACCCGUAUUGUCAAGAAGACGGUACCCACCGAGUCUUUCUUCAACUUCUUCUCGCCCCCCCAAGCCCCUGCCGACGAGGACGAUGAUGCUGCGUCUGACAUCGAGGAGCGCCUGGAGCUCGACUAUCAACUUGGCGAGGAUAUCAAGGAAAAGCUCAUUCCCCGUGCAAUCGACUGGUUCACUGGCGAGGCAUUGGCAUUUGAAGAGCUGGAUGAUGACGAUUUGGAGGGUGAUUAUGAUGAUGAGGACGAUGAGGACGAGGAUGACCUUAGCGAGGGCGGUGAUGACGAUGAGGAGUCUGAGGAUGACGACGACACCGGCAAACCCAAACAGGAGGCGGCCGAGUGCAAGCAGAGCUGAGUGACGUAAGCACAGGUCACUUUGUUGCUAGGUUCCUCGCGUUCAUGACAGUCUGGAUUGAGGAAAACUUGAUGGUCGGGCAGUGGCUCUCUCGCGCUGACAGAGGCGCGGUAGUAACUACGUUACGCUUCGCGCCAGGGUAGCAUUUCACGUUCAAGGAUUGGGCCAAGCAGAGCAGCGUCCGACAGGCGAGCUCCUGCUUGAUAGAUGGUAAUUGACAUUUCGGUCCGAGACUGCUUUUUUGACGACUUUUUACGUCUUGGUCAUGAAUGAUGUUGUACGUUGCUGCUAAAAGAG